AUGGUGGAUGAAAUGAUGAAGCUUAGCCAAAGGACACUGCCCGGGGAAGGUGGGGGGCCCCCGAGGACGUGCCCGCGGAGGGGUCAGGGGCGUCCGGAGGGCGGCGGCCGGGGCACGCGGAGCGGCCCGAGGGGCAGGUCCUCGGCGGUCGCGGCGAGCCAGGCGGCGGCCGGAGCGCAGCCCCGGAGCCCGGCGCGGCGGCGGGCGGCGACAGCGACAGCGGCGGGGGCACGCGGGGCGCCCGCGUGGGGGCGUCGGCCCGCGCCCGCGACUGGGCGCCGACGGGGACCCCGCGGGCGGCCGGUGCCCGGCGCUCGCCUGCUGGAAGCCGCGGGUCGGCGCUCGCCCCCGAGGGCGCCCGGGCCUCCGCGCUCGAACGGAAACUGCUCUUCCAUUGAUUGGGCCCCGUUGGGCGAGCGGCCGGUGCGUGCGCCCCGAGCGAGCGCGUGCGGAAGGCAGGGGCCAGGAAGUGCAGCGAGGGUGCCGGCGCCGCGCGGGGGACGGAGCCUUCCUUAUUUAUGUGUCUGCCGGCGUUCGCCUUCGCCGCCCGAGGACUUCAGGGAGCGUCUCGGAGCUGCGUUCCCCGCGUGUGAGGCACGGACGGGCUGGAUGUCCGAGCAACAUGACUAUCCAUUAGCCUCCAAACUUUCCUUUUUUUAACCCAAAGAAUAUCGGUGGU
Molecule: messenger RNA, 679 nt
Organism: Hyaena hyaena (striped hyena)
Lineage: Eukaryota; Metazoa; Chordata; Mammalia; Carnivora; Hyaenidae
Product: translation initiation factor IF-2-like
Exons: 3
Coding region: 1-660 (219 amino acids)
Source: RefSeq, a predicted model, not a curated record